Nyctereutes procyonoides (raccoon dog) is the source of this 8105-nucleotide messenger RNA. It is a transcript of the gene PRPF40B, whose product is annotated as pre-mRNA processing factor 40 homolog B. The coding region runs from base 4642 to 7638 and encodes 998 amino acids. Gene Ontology annotation, molecular function: protein binding; RNA binding. Gene Ontology annotation, cellular component: U1 snRNP; U2-type prespliceosome. Lineage: Eukaryota; Metazoa; Chordata; Mammalia; Carnivora; Canidae. Gene Ontology annotation, biological process: mRNA cis splicing, via spliceosome. The transcript has 25 exons. The record is from RefSeq and is a predicted model, not a curated record.
CCCCAAGAAAAUGAAGACCAGAAUGAGGUCUUCAUCCUGAGGAGAUGGCAGGACCAGAGAGAAGCAGUGGAAGCUAUUUUCUAGUAAGACAGCCAGUAUCUUUGGGGGAGUAGGAUGACUAUAGGAAGGCAGGUGUGGAGGAGGGGGGACUAGGAUCGGUCUUGAAAACAGAAGGGCUGGGCCUCUCUGGGUCACCUGCGGCAGGUGAAGGUAGACCGCAGGGUAAUAGGCCGGUCUUCUGGCCUCCACGGUGUUUUUCUUUUUGAUGAUAGGUACUCUUUCUGAGAGGUGUGCCUUCCAGUUUUCAUUUUCAGACACAGAUCCCUUUAGGGAGUGAGUCAGACCGGGCCAUCCUUGGAAUCACCUGGAGGAUUUCGGGAUUGUGUGUGGAUUGGGGUGACAAGAAAACAGGAGCACCAAUCCGUAAGGAAUAGCUGUGGCACCACCAUCCUUGCUGAGAGACAGCUUUGUGGAGGAGUUGAAAGCACAGGCUUAGGGCGUCAGGCUGCGUGGAUUCCAAACCUGCCUUUAAUCCUUUAGAACUUUCUUGGAACGUUGGUCAAGUUACCUAAUUUCUCUGAACCUCAGUUUCUUAAUUUAUAAAAUGGGGACAAUAAUAAGCUUUGAGAUGGUUGCAAGGAUUAAAUGAGUGUUUGGCAUGAUUUCUGGCCCAUAAUAAGCACUCAAUAAAUAUUAGUUGUUAGCUGUUCUCUCUUGCCAUGCUCUCCCCUCAUCUCUCCAUUCUUGUUCUUUUCCUGUUUUAUUCUUUCAUCUGAAUCUUUAGUUCUGACAUGCCACUUAGAUGUGAAGGCUGAGAAAAAUUGAUUGCACCUUCGGGAGGGGAGGCUGUCCUUCCACUGGCCCAGGUGAACACAUGAUGGUCAGAUGAUCAAUUGUCUCUUCGUCUCUCUCCAACCCACAAAUGUGUUUUUGUUCCAGAGAAGACACAGGAUCUGUUCUUUGAGUCCCCUUUCCUAUAUCCCUUUGUCACAUGAGUUACUUCAGUCUCGCCCCAAAGCUGUCCAGGCACUGCUGCAAGUGAGAUAGGGGCAGGGGUGUUCCAGGAAGAAAAGUAUACACGUUGCACAGGGAAGCUCAGCAAAGGGAGGGCUGUGGAAGUUUCACGGUAAUUUAUGUUCAUUCCAUUGCUCUGUCCUCUGCGGGAACUGUCCAAAACAGUCCAGCCUCUGGAUCCUGGCCAGUGGUCUCCAUUCCUAGUUAAAGAUGGUCAGUGCUCGCUUUGGCAGCACAUAGGCCAAGUUAAAGAUGGUCAUAUACAGUUUUUUUUUUUAAUUAUUUAGGUUUUUCCAUGCCAGUAUUUGAUUCUAGUUCCCUUUCCCCAGCCGUACAGAUAGCCAAGCUGUCUGUCUCAUCACAGGCCACCUUUACCCAGAGAAUUUCUACGAAUGCACCCGGGCACAUGUGUACAGAUGCACGCAUUUGCCUGCUUUAGGAUACUCCAGUAUGCAAAAAUUUAAUAAGGUUAAGGAUGAGUCUGCAUUUUACCACAGCACUUUGCAUGCAGGGCCCUGAUUAGACAUUCAAGAGGAGGCUCAAAAGGAGAAAACAUAAUCCCUGAAUAUAGAGAAAUGUCCUCCUGAGUAGGGAGACAAGCGGUCCUGUGGGAAGCACCCAGCAGCAUCCACAGAGUAGUGUGUCAGCAGUGCCAAGUAGUGCAGCAUUUAUCCUGGGGACACAAGGAGGUAGGAGUAUGUGUAUGUGUGGAGGAUAAUCAUAAAGGUAGUCUGAAGGGGGGGAAUAUUGACUCAUCUUGAGCAAAGUGAGAGACAAAGUGGAAUAAGAGAAACACAUGGCAUAACCUAACAAUUGCUGUGCAGAGAGGAGGGAAGCCAUUUAAUCAGGCUGAGCCAAGAAGAGCGGCUCACCUAAUAUUGAGACUGUUAGGUGAGAUUCUGUAAGGCGAGCAAUAGGGAGUUCUCAAGGAAGGGUUGGAUCCUUGCUGAUUUAAGCACAUGGGUGGUGGGGAAUAUGCGAGAGUGAAAGAACAGACCUGCUUCCUGCCGCAAGGACUAUGCUGAAGGGGUAGAUUAGAGCCAGUCCUGGCGCAGACCAUGGUGGACCCGGGGCCUGAUAAUUCCCCUUAGGUUUCUCAUCGGAGAAAGGGACUGCCGUGGGUGGUUGCCAGAGUCCCCUCCAGCUCUGACAUUCUGUGUUCCCUGAAUAACUCCUAGGCCUUACCAAGGGCUGUGUUUUUGUGGGACCUGCGAGACCAUUAAGUCAACAAAUAUUAACACCUUCUCUGUUGCAGUUGGGGGCAGUGAGGAAAAUACACCGGGGAUAGGACAGCAGCGUGAGCCAAAACAGGCAAGAUCCCCACCGCUUAAAGUUUAAGGUCUAGUGGAGGCGGCAGGUAAUUCAUUGAUUCCACUCACAUUUUAACAUUUUUUUUUGUCAAGAUACAUCUUAAAAUCAGUGGAGUAUCAUAGUUUAAGUGGGAGCAUUUGUUUUUUAUUAGUGGCCACAUAAAAUAACAGGACCGUCAACAUUGUGCAAGUAACUAAAAUUCCAGUGGGUAAUUGCUGGAGGGGAGGGUGCAUGGUACAGCCUAGACCACUGCAUUGGGAGAAAGCCUUUGCUGAAGAGGCGAUGACUGGUAGACGUGAGACCUGUAGGCUAGGUGUGUGGCGUUGGCAGGAAGUGGUGCCAGGCACAGAUGCAUGCCUGAUGUCGGGGAACCGAGAGGAGGUGAGCGUGGCUGGAGCACAGACCCAGAAACUCAGCAGGGAUGAGGCUGGCUAAUCUGUUGGGAAGCAAAUUUCCCACAGCCUUCCAGGUCUUGGGGAGGAGUUUUGGUCUCUACCCUAAGAGCAGUGGGAGCCAUCGAAGAAUUUUAAGCGCGGAGUAAUGUGGUCUGAGGUGCAUUUUGAUGAGCUUGUGGAUGAGGGGAGACUACCACAGAAGGUCAGAUGAAAACAAGAGGGGUGGGGGGAUGGCGGAGGAAAUGGAGAGAAGUGGACAGAUUCAAGAAAUGUGUACGCGGUACAAUUAGUAGGACUCGGUGACAUAUUGACAGGGAAGAGGGAGGUGUGGAGAAUGACUCAAGGGUUUCUAUCUUAGACAGCCGUAUGGACGGUGGUGCCAGUCUCAGGCAACUCUGGAGCCUGGCAGGACCCAAACAAAGGUGGUUAUGUAGCAUUUGGGAGGUCAGAGAGGAUCCUGAGGCAGCUUGAGGUGGAUAAGUGUGGCCCAGAGAAUCGGGUUUCCUCCCAUAUUGAUGAAUUUCUGACUUCCCAUGCCGCAGACAGACUUGGGGCAGGAGCAGGUCUGAAUACGGGGCCAGAGUAGUUGAACACUGAGAAAGGUGAUUCAAGGUGGAAUAAUGUGGCUUCUCCACUUCUCUCCUUAGAAGAUGGGUGGGAAAAGAGGAAGGACAGAUAUUACUAGAGGUAGAGAUUAGAAAGCAUCUUCACAUGCUGAGCCUUCUCAGCACAGGGGUCAUUGGGGAAGUAGGGAAAUUGGGCAACUCCUCUUUAGCCACCUACCACCUUUCCCUAGAACUCCCUAACACCCCGUAACCUGCAUGCAAAAAGGAGGAAAGGCAGGGCUUUUUAGCUACAUCUCCAAGCCUUAGUUCACUUGAAAAGUAUUUGGUUUUUUUUUGAAUGGGUAAUAUAGUCACGUGGAUGCAUAUUCAAAGGUUACAAAAGGGCAUACGUACAGUGUGAAGUCUCCUCACCUCAGCCCCCCUGCUGCUGGUUUCUGUCUUGUAUGUCAUCUUUUCUCCAGUUUUCAUACAAAUGAUCCCACUUUGCUGUACUUUGCAUUUUUUCCACUCGUUAAUGUAUCUUAGAGAUUGCUCCUAUCAAGACAAGCUUCUUCAUUUUUUGACUGCAUAGUAUUCCAUUUUCUAUUUGUGUGUAAUUUUCAUAGUUACUUAGUGAUGGAUAUUUAGGCUGAUUCCAGUCUUCUGUUUUAACGUAUGAUGCUGGAAUGGAAACGUAUACACAUCAUUUGGACCAUGUGGGGCUAUAUCUAUAGGGUGAAAUUUUAGAAUUAUGAGUGUUUGUUCCUCCAUUUGUUCCUUCUUGCAUUCAUUCAAUAUUUAUUGAGUACCCAUUAUGUGCCAGACACCGUGGCAGGUACUAGGAGUCCAACUUUCAACAAGUCAUACACGAUCCUUGUCCUCAUGAAACGUUAUGACAUGUUAGUAAGGGGAAGUGUAAUAAUUACGAAAACUGUAUACACCAGGAAACUAAGAAGGGAAUUAGAGAAUAAAUUCACCAGUCAGGAAGGCUUGGUGGAGCGAGCGGUAUUGAAGCCAACAGCUGAGGAAUGGGAUGUGGCAGCCAGUAGGCGGAGGACCCCGAGAUCUAGGCUGUUCAUAGUCUCCGCCUCAGGGAGAGGAGUUCGCGAUCUGUAGGGGCGGGGCAGUAGAGCUGUAGAGGAGGGGAUGAUGGGGAGUGGGAGGUGUCAAAGAGUGAGCAAGUGAGUUGUGGGGAGCCCUCCCCACAGUGAAGAGAGAGCAAGGCUAGUGCUUAAGCAGGCUUGGUGACUAGGUUUAGAGAGCUUUGGGGUUGAAUCUAACUGGGUGAAUUCAGGUAGGGGGAUGGGACAAGAGGUCUGCUUUGGGAAUGGGAGACCUCUGUUGAAGGUUUGAGGGAAGUACAGCCUUGCCCACAGAUGGCAGAAUGGAUGAAAAGCCUCAGCAAGAGCCAGACUGUGCCUGUGGUACAGCCGCCUCCAUCUUUUCUGUGGCUUUGGCGAGAUAAAGACAACACCGAAGGGGCACGGCUGGCUGGCUCUUGGCUGGUGGAAGAGAGCAGACCUAGCCAGGGCUCACUCGGAGCUGGGCAUGGGCAGGAAACUGGGCCAGGAGACCCUUCCUCUGAACUUUGUGCUCCUUUUUCAUCCUCACCGCUCUGCUUCCCUUCUGCAAAAGCCCAUCUCUUUGCCCGUCCUGGGUCCUAUGACUUUUCUCUCCCUCAACAGUCGGUUCCCGAUUCUGGUCCCCGGCCCCCAGCAGCGCCUGCCCCCUUCCCACCGGGGCCCCCCAUGAUGCCACCACCCUUCAUGCCCCCUCCAGGAAUCCCCCCACCCUUUCCUCCGAUGGGACUGCCCCCCAUGACUCAGAGACCACCAGCCAUCCCCCCGAUGCCCCCCGGCAUCAUGCCCCCAAUGCUUCCACCAAUGGGGGCACCACCGCCACUCACGCAGAUACCAGGAAUGGUACCUCCCAUGAUGCCAGGAAUGCUGAUGCCAGCGGUGCCUGUCACCGCAGCGACGGCUCCGGGUGCGGACACAGCCAGCUCUGCUGUGGCUGGGACAGGCCCUCCGAGGGCCCUGUGGAGUGAGCAUGUGGCCCCUGACGGGCGCAUCUACUACUACAAUGCUGACGACAAGCAGUCCGUGUGGGAGAAGCCCAGCGUGCUCAAGUCCAAGGCAGAGUUGCUGCUGUCCCAGUGUCCCUGGAAAGAGUACAAGUCAGACACGGGCAAACCUUACUACUAUAACAACCAGAGUAAGGAGUCUCGCUGGACCCGGCCCAAGGACCUGGAUGACCUGGAGGCUUUAGUCAAACAAGAGGCUGCAGGGAAACAGCAGCAGCAGCAGCAGCCCCAGAUACUGCAGCCGCAGCCACCUCAGCCCCAGCCUGAGCCCCCGCCUGGGCCGCCUGGCCCCACCCCUCUGCCCCUGGGCCUUCUAGAGCCUGAGCCAGGUGGGAGUGAAGAUUGCGAUAUGUCAGAGGCUGCCCAGCCUGUGGAGCAGGGGUUUCUGCAGCAGCCGGAGGAGGGCCCCAGCAGUGCUGCUGGACAGCAUCAGCCACCACAGCAGGAGGAAGAGGAAUCAAAGCCAGAACCAGAGAGGUCUGGCCUCAGUUGGAGCAACCGGGAGAAGGCAAAGCAGGCCUUCAAGGAGCUGCUGAGGGACAAGGCUGUCCCCUCCAAUGCCUCGUGGGAACAGGCAAUGAAGAUGGUGGUCACCGACCCCCGUUACAGUGCCUUGCCCAAACUGAGUGAGAAAAAGCAGGCAUUCAAUGCCUACAAGGCGCAGCGGGAGAAGGAGGAGAAGGAAGAGGCCCGGCUAAGGGCCAAGGAGGCCAAGCAGACCUUGCAGCAUUUCCUGGAGCAGCACGAACGCAUGACCUCCACCACCCGCUACCGGCGAGCAGAACAGACCUUUGGGGAGCUGGAGGUGUGGGCUGUGGUCCCUGAGAGGGAUCGAAAAGAGGUUUAUGAUGAUGUCCUCUUCUUCCUGGCCAAGAAGGAGAAGGAACAAGCCAAGCAGCUCCGGCGCCGCAACAUCCAGGCCCUGAAGAGCAUCCUGGAUGGGAUGAGUAGUGUCAACUUCCAAACUACAUGGUCCCAGGCCCAGCAGUACCUCAUGGAUAACCCCAGCUUUGCUCAGGACCACCAGCUACAGAACAUGGACAAAGAAGAUGCACUGAUCUGCUUUGAGGAGCACAUCCGAGCUUUGGAGAGGGAGGAGGAGGAGGAGCGGGAGCGGGCCCGCCUUCGGGAGCGGCGUCAGCAACGCAAGAACCGGGAGGCCUUCCAGACCUUCCUGGACGAGCUGCACGAGACAGGGCAGCUGCACUCUAUGUCCACCUGGAUGGAGCUGUACCCAGCGGUCAGCACCGAUGUCCGCUUUGCCAACAUGCUGGGCCAGCCGGGCUCCACCCCUCUGGACUUGUUCAAGUUCUAUGUGGAAGAGUUGAAGGCACGAUUCCAUGAUGAGAAGAAGAUCAUUAAGGACAUCCUUAAGGACCGGGGCUUCUGCGUGGAGGUGAACACAGCCUUUGAGGACUUCGCCCACGUCAUAAGCUUUGACAAGAGGGCUGCUGCGCUGGACGCAGGCAACAUCAAGCUGACCUUCAAUAGUCUGCUGGAGAAAGCAGAGGCGCGGGAGAGAGAGCGGGAGAAGGAGGAGGCGCGAAGGAUGCGGCGCCGGGAGGCUGCCUUCCGGAGCAUGCUGAGGCAGGCCGUGCCGGCCCUGGAGCUGGGCACUGCCUGGGAAGAGGUCCGUGAGCGCUUUGUGUGCGACUCAGCCUUUGAGCAGAUCACCCUGGAGUCGGAGCGGAUCCGGCUCUUCCGGGAGUUCCUGCAGGUACUGGAGACUGAAUGCCAGCACCUCCACACCAAAGGCCGGAAGCACGGCAGAAAGGGCAAGAAGCACCAUCGGAAGCGUUCCCGCUCGCCCUCAGGCUCCGAGUCGGAAGAGGAGGAGCUGCCCCCGCCGUCUCUCCGACCCCCCAAGCGGAGAAGGCGGAACCCCUCGGAGUCAGGCUCUGAGCCCUCGUCCUCACUUGAUUCGGUUGAAAGUGGGGGUGCUGCCCUUGGAGGACGGGGCUCCCCGUCUUCUCGCCUCCUCCUUGGAUCAGAUCACGGCCUUCGGAAAGCCAAGAAACCAAAAAAGAAAACUAAGAAGAGAAGACACAAGUCGAACAGUCCUGAGAGCGAGACAGACCCCGAGGAGAAGGCUGGCAAGGAGAGUGAUGAGAAAGAACCCGAACAGGACAAGGACAGGGAGCUCCGGCGGGCGGAAGUCCCUAACCGUUCCCCAGGUUUUGGGAUCAAGAAGGAGAAGACGGGCUGGGACACGUCAGAGAGCGAGCUGAGCGAGGGCGAGCUGGAAAGGCGGCGGCGGACGCUCCUGCAGCAGCUGGAUGACCACCAGUGACCCGACGAGCUGCUCUGCCUCGGGUCUGUGUGGGGCCAUGGGGCCUAGGUCACCCUCGCCACCUGCGCUAGACUCCUUUCUCGGUCUGGUCCGUGCCCACCUGUCCUCAAGUAACCCCACCCUGACACACCGCCGCCGGCACCUCCCAAGGUUGCUCGUGGUGUUCAAGGGCCCCCUGCUUCCCAGGCAACUAGUGUAGUCCCUGCCCUCACCCCGGACCGGAGAUCGGAGAUUGGUAUGCCACAUGGAGGGGUGGUGCCACUAGGAAAGACGCGAGAAGGGGCCUCGAGGGGAGAACGACAGGCUGGUGACAGGCGGGGUCCUUAGCCUCUAGCGUCAGUGCCUGCUCCUGCCUGCCUGGGGCCUUGGGCCCCACCACUCCUUCUUUCAGCCCCAAGACCCCGUGUAUCCGUGUUUUGUUUUGUUUUGGUUUUGUUUUUUAAAUAAUAUUUAUAAUAUGGCCAGUG